AUGUCACGGUGGCCUCCAACACAUAACUAUGGCUCUGGUCAAAACAAGUUCGAGUCUCAGUUCCACCAAUGUGCUACUGCUAUGGGUUGGGCUUCUCCCAACGAAGCCAUUAAUGAAGAUUCAGAUGGUGCCAACACCGUGAACCCUUCCCCCGCUACACUGAUUCCCGGCCUCCAGUGUCAAGUUCCUCAAUGUCCUUCCGAAUCAUACCAAAUGAAUCAACAAGCGAAUUUGGUUGCUCAAUACAAUCACCUCGGUUACGCUCAAGUUCCAGUCCCAGUUGGCUAUACAAACACCGGUCAACACGCUGUGAAUCCUGGUUAUGCGAACGAGAUGGUCACAGCUGGGUCUAGGUCUUCCAUGUUUAUACCGAUGGGAUCUCCUAGCUCCGGCUCUCCGGCGGGAAUGUCGACUUUCAAUCAGCCGAAUCAGCCUCUUGUCUCUCAUUCAUCUCAUGUAUCGGACUCGAAUGGGACACUGGUAAUGACAAGUCCGGCUGUGGAUUCGACACCACAGUCCAUACAUGACAGGCGCCAUGUGAGUGAACAGUAA
Messenger RNA from Penicillium malachiteum, 552 nucleotides. RefSeq lists its product as uncharacterized. The record is from RefSeq and is a predicted model, not a curated record. NCBI's taxonomy places the organism in Eukaryota, Fungi, Ascomycota, Eurotiomycetes, Eurotiales, Aspergillaceae. The transcript has a single exon. Bases 1 to 552 code for a protein of 183 amino acids.